CUCUCAUACGUGGCCAACCUACAUAAUAACGAGGACGCACGGAAGGCGUAACUCGGUGGCAAUCGGCCGUCUCGCUUUAGAACGCCCCGGGCGCGCGCCUAAGCGAGACGGAGAACCACAAAUUUAUUGAAACGAAAAAAAAAAAAGCACCGCGCUACUGCACUUCGCGUCGCCUCGACAGAAUAGAUACAUUUUUCCCCACGUCCCCGCGUGUGAGCGAGCCGCCUAAGCCUUUCGACGUGAACGAGCGGGACGGUUAUAGUUUUAGAGGGAACGCGCACAGCUAAACGGCGAGUGAUGUGGGCGCUGCCGGUGUUGCGCACGCGCAGCUACCUCUCGGCGGUCGAGUUCCACGCUCGCGCCGCGACGCUCGGCUCGCUUAGCCCGCGUGACCUUUACUCGGUGAACUUAGGAAGCGUUCUCUGAAACUUCCAUCAGACCCCCUCCGUCCCGCGCGACACUCACUCGGUGGACCUAGAGAGCAGCAGACUGUCGCUGGAGCGAAAGAGAUGGCAGGCGGUCGGCAGUGCCGCGGCUAAAGGUAUUUGUAGAAUGCGUGAUCUGUAUCGGGCGGGCGCGGGCGGCGCGAGGGGUGCGGGGUUCGUUCGGAAGCAGUGGCAGCUCCUAUCGACUCCUGGGUUAUUCUUCCUCAGGCCACUGCUGAUCGAGCUACGUACCAAGCGAGCCAGUUUUUUCUUACGACCGCACCUCACGCCGCACACUCGUCGAGCCCGCGCGAACACGAGGAGUCGCCACUAAUAAAUUACUGUUUUUUACUGCACUUCGGACAGUCACCGCCGCGCAGCCGACUAAUUUAUACGUAAACUAACAUAAAUCACCGAUAGUUGCGACUCCCAUCGCCCGAAUACAGCGUUCAAGCCCCGCCCGUCGUAAGCAUCACAUCUUAGUCCAGACAAAAUGUUCGCCGUGAUGCAAAUUGACGAAGAGCACACACGGGAUUUCAGACGCAAACUGCGCCCAAAAUGCGAGUUCGUUUGCAAGUACUGCCAACGUCGGUUCACGAAGUCCUACAACCUGAUGAUCCACGAACGCACCCAUAAGAGUCCGGAGCUGUCGUUCAGCUGUGAAGUGUGCGGGAAGAGCUUCAAGCGGCAAGACAACCUGCGCCAACACAGAUGUAGUCAAUGCUUGUGGCGGUGAAGGUGACGGAAGCACGAUCCAACAACAGCGGUCUCUCUUACAAUAUAGCGGAAAUCCAUUACAACCCCAGAAAAGAGACCGCGUACGUACGAUGGUGUUAAAUAACAUUAUCAUGGAUGAUGACGUCAUAUGCUAUGUACAUCUUUUAGUAUAUGGAAGAAGAAAAAAAAAAACAAAGUUACAUAACAGUAUUCGUGCUUCGUCGUUAACACCGCCAGAAUGGGAUAUUGCAAUUAACAAAAUUAAGAUGAAAAAAAAUUAACUUUUUUGGAUACCGAUUUAAAAAAAAAUCCCGCAUUUAUAAAACUGACAACAGCUCCGGAUAAAAAAGAUUUAAGAAGUAGCUCUAAUCCUUAAUUAUAUUGUCUAAUAAUAUUGAUUGAUUAAAUUUUACAGUAAGUACUUAUUAUUUAUACUUAACUAACACGAAUAGCUUGAUAUAUAAUAUUGAAUUAUAAUAUACUAUAUCUAAUUUGCUUACAUGUAAAAAUAGAGUCGAUUCAAAUAUGGAUUAGAGUGACCACGUUCAAAAUAUUUAAAUAAACGUUUUAGGACCUUUUUUUUUUCAAAAUUCAAAACGCAUUCUGGUGAAUUUGUAAAUAGUAUUUUUUAUUAGGUUAAGUGACUUUAGCAUUUAAACGGCUUAACAACAUAACGUUACAUAUUAUGAUGUAAAGUAAUAUUUAUAUUAUAUUUAAAAAUAUUGUUAUUAAGCUUUUAUUAUACGUGGAACGUAACAUGUAGUUCUAGAGUCCUGAACAUUUUCGAUAGAAUUUUUAUUUAUUGUUUUUUUUUUUUUUUUUUUACAAAACAUUUCUUUAUGUAUGCAUGAUUGUUCCUAUAAUUGGAUUGAAAUAGAAAGAAAAUUUAAUAUUAAAUUGACCUAUACUAAAAUCCGUUUUCAUAUUACGUUGUAAGAAAGUAAAACAAAAUUUAUUAGGUCAUUUCUGCACUCUAACACAGAAACAAGUUUCAAUUUUGGAUUUUAUUAAAAAUCAGUAAAAAUCAAUCAUUCUAAUUGCAAAUUUGUGAGCUCUGUCCGCUUCGUACAUCUAUUCAAAUAUCCAAUGUAUUCUAAAAGUAUGUUACUACUUGUUAAAUCUACAUUAUAAAAGUGAUAAAUGCCUUGAAAACUAUCGUUUGAUGUUGCUUUUUUAUAUUUCAUAUGCCGUUACACAACUUUCCAUUCAGGAAGAUUUUGUUCCUAUUACUAGAAAUCGCUAUGGUCAUCGCUGGAUUUGUAAAAUCACAUUUAGGAGGCUCUCCCUCAAACGUUGCUGGAAAAGUACUCUUAUCCGUAGACACUGGCUUGGCUGAAGUUCAUGACUAGGUACCGAUCAGCGUAACACAGUCAAUAUGCUAAUCUUUGAUGGGAAUAAAGGCUAGCAUAGGUAACCUGAAAAAUGUUUAUUUUUACACUUCGAAACACUUUAGUUUCUGUUUAUAAUCAACUAGCGACCCGCCCUCGCUUCGCUUCGGAAACAUUAAAACACACAUGAAACCAAAAAAAUAAAAUAAAAUAUUUUUUAAAAAAAGUAGCCUAUGUUCAUCAGGGACAAUGUCGGCUUCUAAUGGAAAACGAAUUUUUCAAAUCGGUCCAGUAGUUUCAGAGCAUAUUCGAAACAAACAAACAAACAAAUCUUUCCUCUUUAUAAUAUUAGUAUAGAAAACAAUUGAUACGAAGCGAAAGGUUUAAUUGUUUUUUUUUUUUUUUUAAUAGCUUUUGUUAAAUUUAAAAAGUUGUACAAUUAAUUCUGUCGAGAACUACAUUUCGUGUAACAAAGAACGAGUCUGUAGGAAAGGAUAUUUUUUAUAUUUAAAACGCUUGUUAUUCUACGCCAAUUAUAUAUUACAAAGACGGCAAUUAUGUGUUUUUACAGUUUUAAUAAUAGCUCCGUUCUCUUAAACCGAUAACUUUUGACAUUUCACUGAACGUUAAACUUUUGAGGGUUUUUGGGAACUGGAAUAUGUUUAUCUGGUGCAAGACUUUACAGUAUUUCGAGGCGAUCGAAGUAAUUGUAAGCUCUUUAAAUUCGUGUAAUAAUUGUCGCAUUUGUCGUCUUUAUGUCUUUUUGUAAAGUAAAACUGCGGUGUGUGAAAUGGGAGAAACAUGACGUUUUACAACGCUGCUUAUUACUGAUACAAUAUAAUAACAUUCUAUGUGCCAAUAUGGAUAGAAAUGUCUGUCUUUAGCCAUAUUUUUUUAGUUUUAAGUGCGAUUGCACGUAAAAGAUUAUUUUUUUUAAUGAAAAUUUGUCGUAACAUAAAAACGCCUUUAUGUAGAAGAGCUUAGAUGUAAAAAAAUAUAUAAUUUUUAUUAUAUUUUCGUAUUGUGUAUGUAUUCUAUUACAUUGUAAAUGAAUGAUAAUAAACGAUUGAUCAAUAAUACUA
Bombyx mori (domestic silkworm) is the source of this 3552-nucleotide messenger RNA. RefSeq names its product protein drumstick (gene drm). The transcript has 4 exons. Gene Ontology annotation, molecular function: DNA-binding transcription factor activity, RNA polymerase II-specific; RNA polymerase II transcription regulatory region sequence-specific DNA binding. Bases 919 to 1161 code for a protein of 80 amino acids. Lineage: Eukaryota; Metazoa; Arthropoda; Insecta; Lepidoptera; Bombycidae. Gene Ontology annotation, cellular component: nucleus. Gene Ontology annotation, biological process: embryo development; regulation of transcription by RNA polymerase II. The record is from RefSeq and is a predicted model, not a curated record.